This is a messenger RNA of Hydractinia symbiolongicarpus, 2572 nucleotides long. RefSeq names its product transmembrane prolyl 4-hydroxylase-like. NCBI's taxonomy places the organism in Eukaryota, Metazoa, Cnidaria, Hydrozoa, Anthoathecata, Hydractiniidae. Gene Ontology annotation, biological process: peptidyl-proline hydroxylation to 4-hydroxy-L-proline. The record is from RefSeq and is a predicted model, not a curated record. Gene Ontology annotation, cellular component: endoplasmic reticulum. The transcript has 11 exons. Gene Ontology annotation, molecular function: L-ascorbic acid binding; iron ion binding; procollagen-proline 4-dioxygenase activity. The coding region runs from base 358 to 1764 and encodes 468 amino acids.
UUUAACUUAAAAUGCACAUAACUAGUCGAAUUUCUUCGAGUCUUCCCUGUCGCAAAAAUAAGAAAAUAAAUUUUAAAUAUUUCCUUUUCUACAGUUGUUUAGGAUUUAAUGUCUGUCCAUAAACACUCCACUAAUAUUCAAUGGUUUUAAAAAAUGUAAUAUUGCAUUGGCUGAUUUUUUUUUAAACCAUAAACAUAACUUUAAGGACAGGUGGAAACAGGUGGAACAAUUUUUUAUUGUUUGUUGUCUUUAGUUCACAUCACGUUUUAGUUCCACAUAAAGCUUUAAGCAUGUUCAGCGGGUGAAAUAUUGCAUGUUUAUUUUUUAUUUUAUGUAUAUUUAGGGUAAUGUGAGGACAUGAAGCUUAUUGUUGGGAUAUAUUUGUUGUUAACAUGUGUUGAUUCCAGAAAGAGCGACUACAAAAGAAUCAUAUUCAGCGAUUUUGUUAGACAAGAAUUACAAAACAACUUUGCAAAACAGUAUUCUUUUCUUGCGAGCAAUAACGACACAUUUGCUGAUCAUUUCAGAAAGUUAUGGCAACAACACAAAGAUGCAAAGUUAAUACGUUUACAACCAGAACAGACUGUCUUUGAAAACAGAGCAAUUCCACUGACAAACAACAGAAAAGACUUGGUGACUCUUACAACGAUGUCGAAACGACGACCCUUGAUCUUUCAAAUUGACGAUUUUUUAUUUGAUGAUGAGUGCGAACAUAUCAAAACUCUAGCUCUAAAACAUGGAAUGGAAAAAAGUGAAACUGCUGGAGAUGGCCUGGAACGGCAAGGUAUAUCCCCUGGCUUGUAUGAUGAUAUAGGAGCGAUAGAGUUUGAAGACUUUGAUCUUGAUGAGGAUAAAGUAAUUAAUAUAACUGAGCUUCUUCGAGGUUUUCGCACUAUAUUUGACAACAGAAUGGGAUCCAUGAUAGCUAAAAAUAUAGCAAAAGAUACUUACAUGGAUUUUAAUCUUGAUGGUAUAAUUGAGAAAUGGGAGUGGAAUAUCAAAAACUUAACAUUGUUAGUAAAAAUGUUGAAUGAGUCACGAGCUUUUAAUCCAGCCUCUCAAGCUAGAUUCAGUGAACAAGUGUGGUUAUCUCAAACAGACUCAAAUGAUUCUGUGCUGUUGUCUUUGCAAGAUAGGCUUCAUCAAGUUACUAGGCUACCUCUGGAGAUGAUAAGAAACAGUGAACAAUUACAGGUGGUCAGAUAUAAACCAGGUGGUCAUUAUGAUUGUCACUUGGAUAGUGAUCCAAGAUAUUAUGAGGACAAUUUUCGUCCGUGUUGUCAUGUACACAAUGCAUCAAGUAAAGAGGAUCAGGAUUGUUCUUCUUGCAGAUACAUGACUGUUUUGUUUUACUUGGACGAUACAGAGCAUGGUGGAGAAACUGCGUUUCCUGUUGCUGGAGUUGAUCCAUAUAAAAACAAUUUAGCCAACGAAAACGGGGGAUCUGAGGAAGAGUGGUGUGAUUUAACGAUGCAUUGCUCGCAGGCGAGUAUUCGAGUAAAACCGAAGAAAGGUCGAGCAGUGUUGUGGUACAAUCAUUUUAUCGAUCCUGAUACCGAAUGGAUGGGCGCAGUUGAUAGGAAUAGUUUACAUGGCGGUUGUGCUGUACACAGUGGGUCCAAGUGGAUUGCAAAUAAUUGGAUCAAUGCAGGUUAUCAUAGAGAGCAUGACUUUCUGAGCUGGAUAAUAAAUGAAUGGCGGACAGAAAAAGAAGAUGAAGAAGGAGAAUUAGAAGAGGACGUUGACGAAAGCAUAGUGUCAUGAAUACGUUUUUAGUUCAAUUUGAGAAAGUGCUAUAACCUGAGUAUAUGACUAACUACUAGCGUCCAAUGUCUUAUUUUAUGUUAUUUUUUCGUUCGGAAUAGAUAAAAGAUUUCGAUUAACUCUAUUUCACGCCGUGAAAAGGCCCAUUUUUUUAUUUUUUGAUAUUUUUAUUAUUUUUUUUUUUAAAUAAUAAAUAUUAACAUAUAUUUUUGGAGCUUUUUUAUUUGCUUUACCUCGGAACAGUUUUCAUCAUACGAAAAAUUUUGUUAGUUAAUAUUCAUAGUUAUUUAUUUAGAGACAAUAACGACUUAGUUUUUUAAUGUCGCAAGAUCAUCAAUCAAUUCGCGAAAAUUAAUCCGAGCGAUUUUUUUUAAAUGAUAAAUGAUGAAAUUCAAUUUUUUGUCCAGCAAGUCUUGUAUUGGUUUCUGUUUUCUUUGUGUGCAAUAAGUUCAAGGAAAAUCGCAAUAUCGGCUUAUCUCGAAUACCUUUCGUUUUUUCAACCAAGCCCGUAAUGUGUUGCUAAAUAUUUUUCUGUAUUAGUUAAAAUUAUUAUUUAUAUAAUUAGAUGUAUACAUAUUUUUAUAUUUUUUUAAAUGUCGCCCGGUAAAACACAGCCAUGUAAUAAAAACACUGAAUUUGGAGAAACUGAUCACGCGCAGUGAGCGUUUCUUUGCAUCGCGUAUGAUUUAAUCGAAAAAAAUAGCGUAGCCCUUAGUCCUAAACAGGAAAUUAAUAUGGAUAUACAAUGUAGAUAUAACCUAGAAUUUUUUUGUAUUUUGUAUUUUACAAGAAAAUGUUCUUGACUGUA